Messenger RNA from Musca vetustissima, 1122 nucleotides. Its product is annotated as odorant receptor 30a-like. NCBI's taxonomy places the organism in Eukaryota, Metazoa, Arthropoda, Insecta, Diptera, Muscidae. The record is from RefSeq and is a predicted model, not a curated record. Gene Ontology annotation, molecular function: olfactory receptor activity; odorant binding. Gene Ontology annotation, cellular component: plasma membrane. The transcript has 6 exons. Bases 1 to 1122 code for a protein of 373 amino acids. Gene Ontology annotation, biological process: sensory perception of smell; detection of chemical stimulus involved in sensory perception of smell.
AUGAACAUUCGCUCAAUUGAAGAUGUCCCCUUGCUAAGUACCAACUUGCGUAUCAUGAAAUUUUGGUCUUUUCUAUUGCAACACAAUUGGCGCCGUUAUUCCGCUCUGAUUCCAUACUUUUUUAUUAAUACAACACAAUUUUUGGACAUUUACUUUAGUACCGAACCAAUUGAUGCCAUUGUACGUAAUGCGUACAUUGCUGUACUAUUUUUCAAUACUAUAUUGAGAGCUGUCUUAUUGUGUUAUAAUCGUUUCGAAUAUGAAGGAUUUAUGGAGAAAAUACGUUUGUUGUAUAUUGAAUUGAUGAACUCCGAGGAUAAGAUUUUGAGGAAAAUGCUGCAGGAAUGCACUGUGGCCUCAAGAUUUAUAUCGAAAAUGAAUUUGAUCAUGGGUUUUACAUCGUGUGUCGGUUUUAAUAUGUAUCCCCUAUUUGCAACAUCGAAAGUUUUACCUUUUGGCAUGUAUGUCCCGGGCAUAGAUAAAUAUGAAUCACCCUAUUAUCAGAUAUGUUUCCUGUUUCAAAUAAUCAUUACACCGGCCGGAUGUUGCAUGUAUAUACCAUUUACGAAUUUAAUUGUAUCUUUUAUACUUUUUGGUAUUUUAAUGUGUAAAGUUUUACAACAUAAAUUGAGAAAUUUAAAGGAUGUUAGCAAUGAAAAGGCUCGAGAGGUUAUGGUAUGGUGUAUUAAAUAUCAGCUGCAACUAGUUAACUUUGUGGAUACAAUUAACGAUUUGACAACAUAUACAUUUCUUGUGGAAUUUAUGGCCUUUGGAGCUAUGUUGUGUGCCAUGCUAUUCCUGUUGAUUAUUGUCGAAACAAUUGGCCAAAUGUUCAUCAUCUGCAUCUAUAUAUUUAUGAUCUUUGCCCAGAGUGUCAUCAUGUACUACUUUGCAAAUGAACUGUACGAUCAAAGUUUGAAGGUGGCCAUUGCAGCGUAUGAAAGUAAUUGGUUUGAUUUUGAUGUUUCCACUCAGAAGACCAUCAAAUUAUUUAUAUUGAGGUCCCAGAAACCGUGUGCUAUUUUGGUAGGAAAAGUAUAUCCUAUGAAUUUGGAAAUGUUACAAUCACUUCUAAACGCCACAUAUUCUUACUUCACAUUGCUAAAGAGAGUUUAUGGAUAA